Molecule: messenger RNA, 1116 nt
Organism: Sitophilus oryzae (rice weevil)
Lineage: Eukaryota; Metazoa; Arthropoda; Insecta; Coleoptera; Curculionidae
Product: venom acid phosphatase Acph-1-like
Exons: 7
Coding region: 1-1116 (371 amino acids)
Biological process (GO): dephosphorylation
Molecular function (GO): phosphatase activity
Source: RefSeq, a predicted model, not a curated record
AUGUUCAGUUCCAGGGUUUUUGCUUUCAUAGUUUGUCUAGUCUCGUUGGGAUUGUUGGUAGAGGCUUUUCCACCACCCAAGCCACCUAGGGUGUCUUAUAAUACAACUACUCUACAACUAGCCCACGUGCUUUUUAGGCAUGGAAACAGAAACCCAACAUCGGGAACCUACGACAGCAACCCCUACUACGAUGAAAGUUACUAUCCAGAAGGAUAUGGUCAACUAACAAAUGCCGGUAAACUGACAGAGUUCAAAAUGGGGGGCGAACUACGUAAAAGAUUCGACGAUUUCCUAAACUCAACUUGGAACAUCAAUUAUUUGGACGUCAGAAGUACCAACGUUAAUAGAACGAAAAUGUCUGCCGAACUAAUGUUGGCAGGUUUGUAUCCAGCUAGAGGAAGUCAAAUUUGGUCUAAUUUGUUUUGGCUACCCAUUCCCUACAAUUACUACAGUUCAGAUAAGUUACUGGAAGGCCAAAGUGUUUGUUCAAACUUCAAAACUCUGUACAACGAAGUAAUGGACAGCGAUUGGAUGACAGAAUACUUAGAAACGAGAUACGAAGACCUGUUUACUAAUAUCAAAACUUACACAAACCAAACCGGGAGUUUAACGACAGCUUUUUCAUUGUAUUUUGGAUUAUUUGCCCAAGAAGAUGUUGGUUAUGAAUUGGAGGAAUGGACAUCUCUCAUCUAUCCUGAUCCUUUGCUAUCGGCCACCAUGGACCUCUAUUACGUAUAUACCAAUACAACAGCCCUGCGAAAAAUUGUAGCAGGUAAUCUAUUGAAAAAAAUUCUCUCGGAUACCGAAGAAAAAAUUAACGGAUCCAUAGAUCCUUCGACCAGAAAAAUGUUUAUAUAUUCCGCCCAUGAAAUGAACGUCGCAAACAUGUUACUAACACUGGGUGUUGAAAUCCAUAUGGCCCCUCCAUACGGAUCGUACGUGCUCUUCGAACUCCAUCUCAUUGACGGUGUAUAUGGAAUAAAGUUAUUCUACCAAUUCUAUGAAGAAGAUGAUCCAGUUUCCUUUUCCUUAUCUGGUUGCGACGAAUUCUGCCCCUAUGACGAUUUUUACAGCCUGGUAGAACAGUAUAUACCAACAGACGACGAUUGCACAUAA